GUUUGUUCUGCUUCUUUGCAGAUUUUCAUCCUCCUUCCCUCAUCCCAUAAUUAAUUCAAUUCCUCUUCCUGUCGUUCUUCCAUUUUAUCCGAGAAGAGCUGCCGGACGGCUUGUCAGUUCGGAUUGUCCCAGUCCGCCUGGCAGAGUCGCUUUUCUCCCAUCUGGUCUGAUUUUUUCGUUUCUCAGGCCGCCUUCUCCGUCUCCAAUGAAUCCGCGCUUUACUUGCCAUUAAUCCUAUACUCUAUUCCGAUUCCCUUCUAUCUUUUGAUUUACUGCCUUAUAAUUCAUUCUUUAUCUGUCUGUCUGUUCGUUUAGCGGUGUUCGUGCAUCAUGUUGUCCCGAGUCGCUCGCCAGAAAAAUGCCAUCGGCCUAUUGCGACAGUCGAACGGACGCCGUCUACUGCCUUCAGUGGCAGCGCUGCGAUCCCAUGCCAACUCCAGCAAACCGGCAUUGCUGGCAAGUCCAUCCGUGACCACUCCACAAGAACAAUCUCGUCGACCUUCGUUUCAGUCCAAUCGGACUCUUGCCACUGCCGCCGAUCAGUCUGCCGUCGACCAAGGAUCCUAUGCAUCGUUCGACGACUCACUUUAUGCGCCAGAGAACUUCUAUGACCCAUCACAGCAGUGGUCUCAGCUGUUCCCUUCGCUGCCUGCUAAAGAACUCGAUCCUUCGUCCCUGAUCAUCGUGGGCGAGUCAUUACAAACGAAACCCAAAGUAUUGCGGAAGGUGAGAGGGAUCGGCGGCGAUGAGGAUGAAAUGCUGGCCAAUUUGGAUGUGUCUCUCAAGGUUGGACGCUUUGAUCGGGCUGCUACGCUCAUUAAUCGAUUGGGACAACAUUACCCUGUCGGUUCAUCGGAGUACCUGGCUAUUCACAAUCGCUAUUUGGAAAAGAUGGUAUCACACAUGAUUGUUACAAGGCAGCAUAAUAUGGUACUGCCGAUGCAGAGGUGGUUUGAGCUUGAUAUGCCAAACGGGGGCGUGAAACCGGACGCAACAACAUAUGCAAUUAUGAUACGGAUGGCACUUCGCAUGCUUCAUGGCUCGAAGCGAGACAGAGCAGUGCGAAGAUAUUGGCAAUUCGCCAAGAAGGAUAAUAUCGAGGAGGAAGUGCUGGCAGUCCCUGUUCUCUCGGAAUUGGAGCUCGGAGAACUCUCAGAGAUCUGCUCAUCUGACCUUCAACGCGUUGCCAUCGGCAGUAUUGGAUCUGAACCCACACCCGCUGUCGCCGUCAGCUCGCAGAUGGAUAACUUGGCGGAAGUUAGACCGGUUGAGCAAAAGGGUCUCGGGCUUUCCUCCCUCAAACAAUCUCUCUCCCUCUUUCUGAGCGAAUCUAGUUCCUCGGCGCCCACCGACCCCGAACAGAAGCAGGCUUUUGAUGAACUCAAACAGCGUCAACUGGAAGCUGACUCGAUACGGUCUGCUAUGGAUCGUUGGCGUCAGGAGUUUGAUAACAGACAGAAAUUGGGCCUUGAUGCCACCGCUGGUGGGAAGAAAUUAGGGUCCAUUAUGACCGAGUGGCACUCUAGCCUCGUUGCUAGGAUCAAGGAGGAACUUGAGCUUGUUGCUGAAGCGGAGGCAAAUCCCAUUCGCACUCUUGAGCAGAAAGAGCGCUGCGAAUAUGGCGUGUACUUGCGAUGUCUGGAUACAGACACUUUGGCAGCGCUCACCAUUCUGGCUGUCAUGUCUACUUUCAGCCGCGGUGGGAUGGAAAAGGGUUUGAAGGUUUCUGCAGUUGUUUCGACGAUUGGUAAAGAUCUUCAGGAUGAAUUGAUAGCGGAGGCUGCCCUCAAAAAUGAAGCAGGCGCAGACUCUCGGCGACUCAAGGCACUGAAGGAACUCCUCGCGGGGCGCAAGAAGAAGGACGGUCGUGCCAAAUGGCAUGCGCUCGUUCAGAAGAUGCAGCAAGAGGAUGCGACGAUCAUGUGGUCGCCACGAGUGACUGCAAAGAUCGGCGCGGUAUUGAUGAGUCUGCUAUUCGAGGUCGGUAAGGCACCGGUGACUAUGGAAGACCCCGAAACCAAGAAGAAAACGGUCACGAUGCAACCCGCCUUCCAGCAUGCUUAUCAGAUCACCUGGGGAAGGCGUACGGGCUACCUCCACCUUCAUCCAGCAAUCGUCCAGAUUAUCGCCAAAGAACCGACUGCCGAUCUUCUCGCAGGGGGUUUCUUGUUGUAUCAAUCCGAUAUUGUGCGGACGACACCCGGUGAAAGUCUCCAACCCACGUACAUCAAGACUGCCUUGGUAAACAACGGCCUUGAGGACAUUCGCCGGGGUUUGGAUAAUCUUGGCAGCACAGGGUGGACCAUCAAUCGCGACGUCCUCAAUGUUAUGCUCGAAGCAUGGAAUUCUGGAGAGGCGGUCGCAAACCUUGCUCCUCUAGAACCCGACCUACCACUUCCGCCCAAGCCAGCUCCCGAAGCGGGGUAUCACGCUGAAAAGGAAUGGGAUACUCUGGUACGCGAAGUUGAAAACAGGAGAUCUGGAUUGCACUCGAUGCGGUGUUUCCAGAAUUUUCAAAUGGAACUCGCUCGUGCGUACAGGAAUGUCACCUUCUACCUUCCGCAUAACAUGGACUUCCGCGGUCGUGCUUACCCACUUCCCCCGUAUCUUAAUCAAAUGGGUGCAGACAACUCCAGAGGUCUUCUGCUGUUUAGCGAGGCGAAGCCAUUGGGAGCCAGUGGUUUGAGGUGGUUAAAGAUUCAGAUCGCGAAUCUUUCGGGUUUUGACAAGGCUAGCAUGUCUGAGCGUGAACAAUUUACCAUGGAUCACUUGGACGAUGUGCUUGACUCGGCGGACAAGGGUCUUCACGGCAGACGCUGGUGGCUCAAGGCGGAAGAUCCCUGGCAAUGUUUAGCUGCCUGUUGUGAAUUAAGAAAUGCCCUUCGCCAUCCGGAUCCGACCCAGUACCCGUCCCGCUUGCCUAUCCACCAGGAUGGUUCGUGCAAUGGAUUGCAGCAUUAUGCGGCACUUGGAGGUGAUAGCGUCGGUGCCCAGCAGGUCAAUCUCGAACCAUCCGAUCGCCCGUCCGACGUCUACACCGGUGUUGCCGAGUUCGUCAAACAAGAAGUUGCGCGGGAGGCGGCCCAGGGUCACCCUAUCGCUAAGAUCCUUGACGGAAGAAUUACAAGAAAGAUUGUAAAGCAGACAGUCAUGACCAAUGUGUACGGCGUCACUUUCAUGGGAGCCAUGAGGCAGGUCCGCAAGCAACUUAUCGACCAUUACCCCGACCUGUCCUACGACGAUAAAAAGAAUGGUUCUUUGUACAUUGCCCGCAAAAUCUUCGAAGCUUUGGGUACGAUGUUCAAUGGGGCGCAUGAAAUCCAGCACUGGCUUGGAGACUGCGCGAGUCGCAUCACAACGUCACUGUCCCCCGAGCAGAUUGAGCAAAUUGCGAAGGAGGCUUUGACGCCUUCGUCUUCAGGUGGAUCCGCAGCGAAGCUCAAGGAUCCGUCUGAGAGAUUUAGGUCUACAGUUAUCUGGACCACGCCUCUUGGACUGCCUGUGGUCCAGCCGUACCGCGUGCGAAAGGCUCGGCGUAUCACCACAACUCUUCAGGAUCUCAGUAUCGUCGAUACUAAUUCGGAAGACGUGGUUUCGAAGCGGAAACAGUUACAGGCUUUUCCGCCAAAUUUCAUCCACUCUCUUGAUGCCACUCACAUGAUCAUGUCUGCAAACGCCUGCAACCAAGCCGGCUUGACCUUUUCUGCGGUCCACGAUUCGUUCUGGACGCACGCGUGUGAUGUCGACUCCAUGAACCAGAUCCUUCGGGAAGCCUUUGUUCGUAUGCACUCGGACGAUAUCAUCAGGAGACUCGCUUCUGAGUUUCAGGUUCGGUAUGGGCAGAACCUGUUCCUUGCGAAGGUUGACGCGAGCACGAAGAUCGGACGUGCGAUUCGUGCCUUCCGAAAAGGCGAGAAGAAGAAAUCGGGAAAAAUCCAGGAGCUUCUGGACGAGUACAGGAGGCAGCAGCUCUUGAAGUCGGAUGACCCAGAGUUGCAAGCGCAGGGUCGCGCCAUGGUCACGGCUGGUAGCGUCUUCGAACAGCUUGGUGGAACCGAUAAAGAUCUGGCGAUUGCGAGCUCGCUCGGUGAAUCAGCCGUGGGACAUAUUCCGGAGGAUUUGGCCGCAGCGGAGCGGAAGACGCCGGGACUAGGGAUCGACACGUCGGAUCCUGCGAUCGAGAGUUUGUUUUCGGACUUUCAGGACCUGGAACCGAGGGCCGGCGAGGCUGACAAAGCCACCGGGGCCGAGCUGGAGGAUGAAGUGUUGGCAGAAGACGGUGCAGGGAAGAAGAAGAAAAAGGCGGCGCGGCAGCAUGUGUGGCUCUGGCUACCCCUGCGGUUCCGCGACGUUCCCGCCAAGGACAGCCAGUAUUUCUUUUCAUAGACGUCUGUGUUGGUGACUUGCCAGGAGUUUUACGCAUUGGGCUGGCGUUUGGGUGGCGUUUGCUUUCAUGAAACUAAAAGCAAGACAAGCAAAAAGAGCAAUGGGGAGGGCAGAUCUCUUUGCGCUUAUUGACGGCGUUUGCUCAUUCUGUUCCCCUGCAUAUGCUGAGAGCUGAUUAUCAUUCGAUUGUGAUAUCCCGAUGUACAUUUAUUUGUGGCGUGCACCUCUCCCCCUUUUCAUCUUAUUCAUUGUAUAUUAUCUCAUGGAUGCCCGCAUUAUGAUGGGGAAAAUGUACAGUAUAACAUGACCUGGAAAGCUAUUGCUUGUAUAUAUCAAUAUGCAUUUGUCAUCGUU
Molecule: messenger RNA, 4740 nt
Organism: Aspergillus novofumigatus IBT 16806
Lineage: Eukaryota; Fungi; Ascomycota; Eurotiomycetes; Eurotiales; Aspergillaceae
Product: DNA-directed RNA polymerase
Exons: 4
Coding region: 331-4386 (1351 amino acids)
Biological process (GO): mitochondrial transcription
Cellular component (GO): mitochondrial DNA-directed RNA polymerase complex
Molecular function (GO): mitochondrial promoter sequence-specific DNA binding; DNA-directed RNA polymerase activity
Source: RefSeq, a predicted model, not a curated record